Molecule: messenger RNA, 1896 nt
Organism: Sorghum bicolor (sorghum)
Lineage: Eukaryota; Viridiplantae; Streptophyta; Magnoliopsida; Poales; Poaceae
Product: probable inactive beta-glucosidase 14
Exons: 12
Coding region: 16-1536 (506 amino acids)
Biological process (GO): carbohydrate metabolic process
Molecular function (GO): beta-glucosidase activity
Source: RefSeq, a predicted model, not a curated record
UCACGCCCCGCUGUCAUGGCGCGUCUCUUCUUCCUCCUCCUAUUUCCCCUCCUCCACUCUUCCGUCGCCGGGCUCAAGCGCAGCGACUUCCCACCGUCCUUCCUCUUCGGCGCCGGCACGUCGGCUUACCAGGUUGAGGGCGCCUACCUAGAAGACAACAAGGGCCUGAGCAAUUGGGAUGUCUUCACCCAUCAAAAAUCAGGAAAGAUUAAGGAUGGAAGCAAUGGCGACGUGGCCUCAGACCAUUAUCAUCGAUACAAGGACGACAUAGAAAUGAUGCAUUUGAUGGGCCUCGACUCCUACAGAUUCUCAUUGUCCUGGUCAAGAAUACUUCCAAAGGGUCGCUUCGGAGGUGUUAAUCCGGCAGGCGUUAAAUUCUACAGCAGCCUCAUCAACGGCCUGCUAGGAAAAGGGAUACAACCAUUUGUGACGAUCAACCACUAUGACUUACCCGAGGAACUCGAAGAAAGAUAUGGCUCCUGGUUGAGCCCAGAGAUUCAGGAGGACUUCACCUACUUUGCUGAGCUUUGCUUCAAGAUGUUUGGUGACCGAGUAAAGCACUGGGCUACAUUCAAUGAGCCAAAUAUUUUGGCUAAGCUCGCAUACUCGGCCGGGAUAUUUCCACCCAACCGUUGUUCCAGGUCAUAUGGAACAUGCGACUCUGGGAAUUCAUCAACCGAGCCCUAUAUUGCAGCGCAUAACAUGAUAUUAGCUCAUGCAAAGGCGGUGAACAUCUACAGAAAGAAUUACAAGGCCAAGCAAGGUGGCUCUGUUGGAAUUACACUAUCAAUGAUGUGGUUUGAACCACUGAGGAAUGUCACAGAGGACCACGUGGCAGUAGGCCGAGCUCUGUCUUUCGAUGCUGCGUGGUUCCUGGAUCCCUUGUUCUUUGGUGACUAUCCUCAACAAAUGCGCAAAAUCUUAGGUCCAAACUUGCCAAAAAUCACAGAAGGAGAGAAGCAACUAAUUAAAAACCAAAUUGACUUCAUCGGAGUAAAUCACUACAAUACCUUCUAUGUCAAGGAUUGCAUAUAUUCUCUAUGUGAUUCGGACACCGAAGCUUUAGUUUCUCAAUCAACAGAACGAAAUGGGAUACCCAUCGGAAAACUGACACCGGACAACAGCUAUGUGGUUCCAGGCUCUAUGGAGAAGUUGGUCAUGUAUUUAGAGCAGAGAUAUAAAAGCAUACCUUUGUACAUCACAGAGAAUGGUUAUGCCCAAAUAGGCAAUAGCAGCACCACAACAGAAGAAUUAAUAAAUGAUAAUGGAAGGUCAAGUUACAUUGGUGACUACCUCACUUACUUGAGCUUUGCAAUAAGGAAAGGAGCAGAUGUGAGAGGUUAUUUUGUGUGGUCUUUGAUGGAUACCUUCGAAUGGAACUCCGGUUACACCGUAAAGUAUGGUCUUUUUGACGUGGAUUUGAAGUCACUAAAGCGAACACCAAGACUGUCCGCUAAAUGGUACAGCAAGUUUAUCAAGGGCUAUGAACAGAUAGAGAUGGUCUCUGAAGAAUCACCUAAGCAUAUGGUUUCCUAGCACAGAAAUACAGAAAUCGCAAAGUCCAUGUCUGUAUUUGAUUAUUUGUUAAAUUUGCUCUUGUCCACGUAUGCCAGUGCCAUAAACUAUAAGCCUUUUUUUAUCAAAUCAUGAAUGAUAUAAGCAUUGAAUGAUGAAUGAUGCAAACUGUAAGCAUUGAAUCCACACAUCGAGGUACUCAGAAAUAUAUUGCUUGCACAAUCUAAGUACACAUACAUAUAUAUUGUCCCUCGAAGAAUGGAAGUCCUGGAUGAAACAGUACCUCUCGUCUGGCAUUUGAUACAGAAAAGACAUUAAUUCAUUAUUUUGUUGAUCAAAUCAUUCUUUCACAAAUGACAAAUCUCCUCUGAAGCUUUUGCA